Manis pentadactyla (Chinese pangolin) is the source of this 2238-nucleotide messenger RNA. RefSeq names its product coagulation factor VIII associated 1 (gene F8A1). Gene Ontology annotation, cellular component: early endosome. Gene Ontology annotation, molecular function: protein binding. The transcript has a single exon. NCBI's taxonomy places the organism in Eukaryota, Metazoa, Chordata, Mammalia, Pholidota, Manidae. The record is from RefSeq and is a predicted model, not a curated record. Bases 572 to 1702 code for a protein of 376 amino acids. Gene Ontology annotation, biological process: vesicle cytoskeletal trafficking.
UGAUUAUGAUACUGGCCUGUUGCUAGGUUACCGCUUCCACACCUUUAGGCAGUAAGCUAUUAUUGCACUGUAUAGAGAGCUCGGCCCAGUGCUCUGGGCGGAAGCAGAGACGCUAGUGCUCGACCUACCGCCCGAGAACAAACCGGGUAAGAAACCCUUUCACCCCAAAGAAACAUUCUACUGUCAUUUCUUUGGUCACAUUGAAUCCAUAGUGAACUUGCCGGGGGCUGAAACCCAUUGGCAAGACACGUGCAAAGUCGAAUUUAGGGUCGCGCGGCGUCAGGAGCUGAGUUUUGAUAGUGGUACGGUAAAGAUGCUAGGAGACGCCUUGUAGCAACCUGGGCAAACAAGCUGUCACCUAGCAACAGCUGGCUUCCGGCAUGGCCUCGCCCCAGGACCCCAGAAGGGUGCUCUCGCAGCUCGCCAUGAGGCCCCGCCUCCGAGCCUGACGGUUUGCAUAUCACCAGGGCAACGGGGCGCGCGGGGACGCCCGGGCGGGACGCAAGGCUGGUCGCAGCCCGCACCGGCGCAGGCACGUCCGCCCAGCUGCGUCAGCGCUGGGUCGGCGAACAUGGCGGCAUCCGCGGCGGGCCUGGGCGGCGGUGCGGGCCCAGGGCUCGAGGCCGGGGACUUCCUGGCCCGGUACCGCCAGGUGUCGAACAAGCUGAAGAAGCGGUUCCUGAGGAAGCCGAACGUGGCGGAGGCUGGUGAGCAGUUCGGACAGCUGGGCCGGGAACUGCGCGCCCAAGAGUGCCUGCCCUACGCGGCCUGGUGCCAGCUGGCCGUGGCGCGCUGCCAGCAGGCGCUCUUCCACGGGCCCGGGGAGGCGGUGGCGCUCACCGAGGCCGCCCGCCUCUUCCUGCGGCAGGAAUGCGACGCGCGCCAGCGCCUCGCCUGCCCCGCCGCCUACGGGGAGCCGCUGCAGGCCGCCGCCAGCGCCCUGGGCGCCGCCGUGCGCCUGCACCUCGAGCUGGGCCAGCCGGCCGCCGCGGCCGCCCUCUGCCUUGAGCUGGCCGCCUCGCUGCGCGACCUGGGUCAGCCGGCCGCCGCCGCCGGCCACUUCCAGCGCGCCGCCCACCUGCAGCUACCGCAGCUGCCCCUGGCCGCGCUGCAGGCGCUCGGCGACGCCGCCUCCUGCCAGCUGCUGGCGCGCGACUACAAUGGCGCCUUGGCGAUCUUCACGCGCAUGCAGCGCCUGGCGCGCGAGCACGGCAGCCACCCGGCGCGGCAGCCUCUGCCCCUGCCGCCGCCGCCGCCGCCGCCGCCAGGGCCCCACCCGGGACCCGGCGCGGCCCCCGCGCUGCCCGCCGCUCUGCUCCCCCCGAGUGCCGGCCCUGCGGCUGCGCCUUCUCCCGCCGCGCUGGGCGCCUUCUCGGACGUGCUGGUCCGCUGCGAGGUGUCCCGCGUGCUGCUGCUGCUGCUCCUGCAACCACCACCUGCCAAGCUCCUGCCAGAGCAUGCCCGCACCCUGGAGAAGUACUCCUGGGAAGCUUUCGACAGCCACGGGCAGGAGAGCAGCGGCCAGCUUCCCGAGGAGCUCUUCCUGCUGCUGCAGUCCCUGGUCAUGGCUACCCAGGAAAAGGACACGGAGGCCGUCAAGUCACUGCAGGUGGAGAUGUGGCCGCUGUUGAGUGCGGAGCAGAACCACCUCCUUCACCUCGUUGUGCAAGAAACCAUCUCGCCCUCAGGACAGGGGAUCUGAUGCAUCAUGCUAACCAAGUGACUUUUGGCUUUUUACCAAACCUCACGUGCCCUUUGCGUUUGGCGUGGGGUAGCAGGCGGGGAAGAAAAGACACUGAUCUUGGCAGUCCUACCUUUAUCUUAUCCCUUUUGCCACCGUAGGAAUUUAGUUGACUGAAAGUUACCUGUAUCCCAAAGACUUACUUCCAUAAUAGUGGGAGGUAAAAACCAAUAUGAUAUAAUUGGAGUAGAGAACAUGACUCUCUGCCCCAAAAUUGCAACAUAAAAAUGAGAAUCCGUUUUGUCCCCUUCCUCUAUUUCCACCCAACUCAUUCCGCCCCCACCCCGCCCCCUGCAUCUUUGUUUCAUAGUAAGGACUUUAUUUUGCACAGCUCUGUCUAAAUACUUAAGCUAUAUGAGUUUGUUUUUUAAACAUCACUCUGAUUCCUUAGCGUUUUUCUAUGGCUAUCUACCCCAUACAUAUUCCUGGGAGUCAUUUGAUUACAUACAUCAUUGUUGCUACAGCCCUAAAUCCAUGAUAAAGCCAUUCUAAUACUC